Molecule: messenger RNA, 2474 nt
Organism: Microplitis mediator
Lineage: Eukaryota; Metazoa; Arthropoda; Insecta; Hymenoptera; Braconidae
Product: condensin complex subunit 2-like
Exons: 2
Coding region: 193-2289 (698 amino acids)
Biological process (GO): mitotic chromosome condensation
Cellular component (GO): condensin complex
Molecular function (GO): chromatin binding
Source: RefSeq, a predicted model, not a curated record
AAAUUAUAAGAGUGAUGAGCUCAAUGUAAAAAUUAAAUCAUAAUAAAACUGUUUUAUCGACUCAAUUAUGUGAGAGAUUUCGAGAUUUGCGAGAAUUCAAAUAAAUACUCCAUUGUUAGCUAACGGAGCUAACGGAAAACAUAAACAUUUUAAGUGAAGAGUUAUAAAAAAAAAAAUCACUAUAAAUAAAAAAUGAUUAAGCAACGACGUAAAAGUCAUCGUUAUGAAUUGAUGAUAAACACAAAUGAUAACAUUAGUCCUCUACGCCGACGACGAAAAUCGUAUUCUGGAAUACCAUCAACACCUACUAUUGAUCAAAUUAAUACUAAUAAUGAUGAUGAAACUGAACGUGAAUCUUUACGUAGCAGAGCUAAUAGUUUAAUUUCAUCAGUAUCUUCAUCAUGGCAAAGAUCAUUUAAUUUUGAAACAAUCUCUAAAAUGUCAACGUCACAAAUAUCUAAUUGCAUUACGGAAUGUAUAAAAUUGAGUGUUGAUAAGAAAAUAAAUAUUAAAAAUGCCUUUAAUUUGAAGAUUAUUGAUUAUAUGACGUGUUAUAUGGCACGAAACAAAGAUGAAAAUCAAUUGGAUCUACAAAUAGCAGCAACAGGUCUUGAUGUAAGCGCUAAAAUUUAUUCACUUCGAGUAGAUUCUCUACACCAGGAUGCAUUGAGAAUAUCUAAUAGUUUGAACCAAGUCAUGAAUAAGAUCACUAAUAAUGAUAAGAACAAUAAUAAUCAUACACUGGAAGAUAAUAAUAAUAAUAGUGAAAAUUCUCAAACUAAUGGAACUAAAAAAGCUAAAAAUAAAAUAAAGAGCAAAAAGAAAAGUAAUAAUAAAAUCUUAACAACGAUAAAAGCUCUUCAAGGAAAGUCUGAUACUGUUGAUUAUACACCAGUUAUGUUUGGUGAAAUAGAUUGUCAAACAACUAAUACAAUGUACUUAACUUCUUUGCCUCAAUAUUGUAAUAUAGGUCUUAGUCUUAAUACUUACUAUGACACCAUUAUUGAUACUGAAGAUAACAUAAUAGAUGUUCACCAAGAUGAACCAAAAAUAAAAUGGCCGCCAGUUAAUAAAUUAAAUUAUAUUAAAAAUAUCAACAGAGACGAAUUUUCACAUUUUCAAUUUCUCAAAUGGUCAAUUGAAAAAGAUAAAGAUGAAGAUAAAUUUGUUGGGCAACUCGAUCAGGAGCUUUUAUUAUGUCAAGACGAUGAUAAUAUUGUUCUUGAUGAUAAUGCUAACUUACCAGCAUCAUCAUCAUCAUCUGAAGAAUUAACUUUAAAUCAUAGUUAUGAUUAUGAUAAUACUAAUACUAUCGAUUUUUAUGAAAACAAAGUUAGUUGUCAUAAUAAUAAUAAAAUAUCAUGUGUUAUUGCAGAUAUUAAUAAUUUCACGGAGGAAACUUCCAGAAAAAACAAUAUCGAGUAUUCAUUACUCGAUGAGGCUAUAGAAAUUCGUUGGAUUGGUCCAUCUUAUUGGAAAAUCGGUAAGCUUGAUAAAAAUAAAAAACGACCUGAAUGUCGAGGAGCUCAAAAAGAAAAGAAACAAAAAUUAAUUAUAUUUGAUGAUCAGGAGAUUGAAAUUAGUCAGCAACAAAUAGCUUUGCCUAAAAACAAAAACAAAAAUUUAAUAAAAUGGGACAAAUUAAAAAAUUUUUGGCCGGAAAAAAAAUUAAUAAUACCUAAAAACAGUUAUAAAAAUAGUCAAGAAUUGUAUAAAUUUUAUUUUAGACCAGAUUGCAAGGUAUCUGAAAUUAAUAUCUAUCGUGUUACAUCACUUGAUGCUGAUGAUAAUGACAAUAAUAAAGAAAUCAAUAAUUAUUUUUCUAAUAAAAUGGAUAAUCAAAAUAAUACAUCUGACAGUUAUAGCAUAGAAGAUCCAAUUGUAGAUGCCAGCUACAAUUCCGUUGAUGAUGACAAUCCAAUAAUUUUAGAAACAACAGAAAUAUCUUCAAAAAAUGAAAUGUCGGUACGGCCGUACGCUCGUAGAGCUAGAAAAUUAAACGCAUUUCGAUUAAAAAAAAUUCUUUGGAAAAUUUUAACUAAUACAGAUGAAAACAAUAACAAUUCCUAUGAUUGUACUUGUGAAUAUGGCUCAAUUUUUGAGGAAUUCAAGAAUUUAAGUGAAAUUUACUUAAACCUAUUAGUUCAACUUCCAACAACAGAAGCUGAAGAUUUAAGCUUUGCUGUUGUUUUCACUCUACUACUACAGCUAGUUAAUGAAAAUAAUCUAAAAAUUUUUUCCGAAGUAGAUAAUUCAGACAUUAUCAUUACAUCAGAAGCACAGAUUUAAAAUGAUAUUAUUAAAAAAAAAAAAAAAAAUUUACAAUAAAAAUAGUUAUUUUAUUUCACUGAUUUUGAAAAUUAAUUUAAAAAUGGUUUAUUUUUUUUUUCACAAUCGAUUUAAAUUUUAAAACAUAUUUAUACAAUUGUUUCUAUAAAUUUAAUUUUAUUUACUGUAAUUUAAAAUACAAGUAU